UUUCUGCCACGCGUGUUUCUGCUGAAUGCUGUGUCCACCACUUCUUCACGUUGUUGCGAGCUUCCGCGAUUCCUUUCUAAUUUUUAACUGUUGAGUUGAUUUAUCAGUAAGGUUGCACAAAAUGCCUCAAAACGAGCAUAUUGAGUUGCACAGGAAGCGGCAUGGACAACGUCUUGAUCAUGAGGAAAGAAAGAGGAAGAAGGAGGCUCGUGAGCCUCAUGAGAGAGCUCACAAAGCUCGCAUGCUGACAGGAAUAAAAGCUAAGCUGUACAACAAGAAACGACAUGCUGAGAAAAUACAAAUGAAGAAGACCAUCAAGAUGCAUGAAGAGAAGAAGACUAAGAAACGCAAUAAGGAUGAAGUUCCAGAGGGUGCUGUUCCAGCCUACCUCCUGGACCGAGAGGGUCAGACGAGAGCCAAGGUUCUCUCCAACAUGAUCAAGCAGAAAAGGAAAGAGAAGGCAGGCAAGUGGGAUGUGCCCUUGCCCAAGGUCAGAGGUCAAGGAGAAAAUGAGGUCUUCAAGGUCAUCCGUACAGGCAAGAGGAAAACCAAAGCCUGGAAGAGAAUGGUCACUAAAGUAACGUAUGUAGGAGAAGGUUUCACAAGAAAACCACCCAAAUAUGAGAGAUUCAUCAGACCCAUGGCUCUUCGGUUCAAGAAGGCUCAUGUGACACACCCAGAGCUCAAGGCUACAUUCUGUCUACCUCUGAUUGGAGUCAAGAAGAACCCAAGCUCACCUAUGUACACAUCAUUAGGAGUUAUCACUAAAGGAACUAUUAUUGAAGUCAAUGUCAGUGAACUUGGUAUGGUAACACAAGGAGGAAAAGUUGUUUGGGGUAAAUAUGCACAAGUCACAAAUAAUCCUGAAAACGAUGGCUGUAUCAAUGCUGUUUUAUUAGUCUGAAUGGACAUCCAAC
This is a messenger RNA of Lytechinus variegatus (green sea urchin), 917 nucleotides long. It is a transcript of the gene nsa2, whose product is annotated as ribosome biogenesis protein NSA2 homolog. Bases 122 to 904 code for a protein of 260 amino acids. Gene Ontology annotation, biological process: maturation of LSU-rRNA; maturation of 5.8S rRNA. NCBI's taxonomy places the organism in Eukaryota, Metazoa, Echinodermata, Echinoidea, Temnopleuroida, Toxopneustidae. Gene Ontology annotation, cellular component: preribosome, large subunit precursor; nucleolus. The transcript is spliced from 9 exons. The record is from RefSeq and is a predicted model, not a curated record.